AGCGUCAGUCAGACUCCGUUCCAUAGGCAGCAGCAGCACCAGCAGCAGCAGCGGCCGUCGCCAUCACCACCGCAACAGGGACCCGCCACCAUGGCUUCUGGAGUAACAGUGAACGAUGACGUUAUCAAGGUUUUUAAUGACAUGAAAGUCCGAAAAUCUUCAACGCCAGAAGAGAUUAAAAAAAGAAAGAAAGCAGUUCUCUUCUGUUUAAGUGAUGACAAAAGACAAAUAAUUGUAGAAGAAGCAAAGCAGAUACUAGUUGGUGACAUUGGUGAUACAGUGGAGGACCCUUAUACAUCAUUUGUGAAGCUGUUACCUCUAAAUGAUUGCCGAUACGCUUUGUAUGAUGCAACGUAUGAAACAAAGGAGUCUAAAAAAGAAGACCUGGUAUUUAUAUUCUGGGCUCCAGAAAGUGCCCCUUUAAAAAGCAAGAUGAUCUACGCAAGCUCUAAAGAUGCCAUUAAAAAGAAAUUCACAGGUAUUAAACAUGAAUGGCAAGUAAAUGGUUUGGAUGAUAUUAAAGAUCGUUCAACACUGGGAGAGAAACUAGGAGGCAACGUGGUAGUUUCACUUGAAGGAAAACCCUUAUAGAAGGACAGACAAGUGCCAUCUGGAGCUUCCAUUUCUGCAGCUCAUUCAAUUGGAAUAGCAUUAGUUCCUUUUGCCCCACCUUCCCAGAUCCCAACCACCUGAAGGAGAUAUCAUAACAGUCUACAAAUGAUCACCAUUAGACUGUUCUUUGAAAAACCUGAUAGUUUUAUGUAGAAUCCGAGAAAUGCCUCCCAUCAUAUUCUUAGCCAAAACAGAUGAUGUGGGCGUUCCUUGCAAAUGUGUACAAUGAAUGUGAUAGUUGAUGUGGAUAGUCUAGCCAAGCAACAAAAGGUUUAAGCUAAUUGAUUGCCUUUAAAGUAUUGUCCAAUGGUCAAAUGGUAGACACUAUUCAGUAUUACUUAACAGUUGCACUUGAUUGCAGUUCCAUGAGGCUCUUGUGCAUUCAUACACCUCACCUGCCUUGACAAGCCUUUUUUUUUUGUGAGAUGGCAACACACAACACUAUGCAUUUAAAGCACUUUUUUGUAAUACGUUUGAUUUCUCCCCACUCCCCCGAAUGCCAAUUAAUUUCUGUAAUGGUGUCAUCAAACUGUUAUAGUACCUCAGUCUUCAUUCCCUUUACAUGCAUAUCUUUAUAAAUUAAGUAGCUGUAAUAACAUCUUUUUGUUUUUCCAUUGAAUGUACACUACUGAACAGGAGUAGGAGCUAUCUGUUUACCAUGCAAGUCUUGCAACACUAAAGAUGUUUUGUAAAACAUCCGUCAUAAUGGCAAUUUCUGUAUAAAGAGCCUUAAAUGGAACACUGUUUUUGAGAUCAAAUAUAUUGGCCACGUUGCAAUAAAACUUGUGGCUUAUUACAGAAUGUUGCCUUGUUUUCAUUGGAAAAUAUGGAAUGAAGUAUGUUUAAACAUUUUGCACAGCUUUUUUUCCAGUGGUGCGUUUCAUAGAUAUGCAACAGUCGUUCUCAACUUCAAUAAUGGGUCUUGAUAAAAUUAUUCCUGAUACUACUGUAAGAAUGAUUUGAAUAAGGGACCUUUCUCUCCAACCUCUUCUUACCUUAAUAUAUUGCCACUGUUAGGGAACAAUUAGGCCAGCAAUCUACAAGUAGCUUAUGUCUGAAACUUAUAAGGGAAAUUAUUAGCCACAUAGUGGUAUUAUUAUGGAAUACUCUUCACAGUUCUACAUGUUAGUUUAUUAUUGCACAUACUAUCUUUUGUCUAGUUGCAGCACAACUGUUCUUCAGUUAACAUUUGUGCUAAUAGGACUGGAAAGCUUUUGCAGCUACUAAGUCUUGCAUCAGGAACAUGAUUUGGCUAAGGGCCAAACACUGCUCUCCUUAUAGAGAAUUUGAUCUGCUCUGUGCGAGCAGUCCGUUAGCCAGAGCUAUUUAUGGCAAACACAUGCUUUUGUAUCUUGUCAUCGGUUCUCCACAAAUGGCAAAACUGGACAUGAUUCUACUGGUAUGCAUAAAGGAACUCUGUUAGGCAGCCAAUCGCUGUUGAAGUGUACAUACCACUACGAGGAAUGCUUUCAUCAAAGGAUAGAAAUUGAAAACAGUUACAGUUUCUUUAAAA
Messenger RNA from Elgaria multicarinata webbii, 2125 nucleotides. RefSeq names its product cofilin 2 (gene CFL2). NCBI's taxonomy places the organism in Eukaryota, Metazoa, Chordata, Lepidosauria, Squamata, Anguidae. The coding region runs from base 91 to 591 and encodes 166 amino acids. Gene Ontology annotation, biological process: actin filament severing; actin filament fragmentation. Gene Ontology annotation, cellular component: actin cytoskeleton; cytoplasm; actin cortical patch. Gene Ontology annotation, molecular function: actin filament binding. The record is from RefSeq and is a predicted model, not a curated record. The transcript is spliced from 4 exons.